GCAACGGUGUUUUUUCUCCCCAGGAAUUCAUCCAAGAUGGUGGCCGCCUCUUUGCGAACCCCCAAGGCAAUUACCAGGGGCAGAACUACUACGGAGGAGGUGUACCUGCCGAGGGCCUCAGUGCCAUGAACUCUCGGACCUCUUCCGGGAUCUUCGACUUUGACACUUUCUGGAAGAAUUUGAAGUCCAAACUGGGUUUCAUUAACUGGGAUGCCAUCAACAAGGGCCAGGGGCCGGCCCCCAGCACCCGAGCGCUCCUCUACUUCAGCCGCCUCUGGGAGGAUUUCAAACACAACACGCCUUUCCUGAACUGGAAAGCCAUCGUGCAGGGCGCAGAGGCCCCAUCUGUCCGGAAGAGGGCCAGCAGGGCUGCCCAGAACUACAACUACUACCCGCAGCCUUACCCCACUGCCCCGGGGGCGCAGUACCCGUACCCGUACCCGAACAACAACGUCCCUGCCAAGGAGGUCAACACGGUCAGCAACUAUGCCUCAGGCCCCGAGGCCUAUAAUGCUCAGUUCUUGAACAUCGAUAAGUUGCGAUCUGCCUUUAAGACUGACGAGUUCCUGAACUGGCACGCCCUCUUUGAGAUUCAGAGGAAGAAACAGCCCAGCUAA
Molecule: messenger RNA, 617 nt
Organism: Sorex fumeus (smoky shrew)
Lineage: Eukaryota; Metazoa; Chordata; Mammalia; Eulipotyphla; Soricidae
Gene: DMKN
Product: dermokine
Exons: 13
Coding region: 126-617 (163 amino acids)
Biological process (GO): cornified envelope assembly
Cellular component (GO): extracellular region
Source: RefSeq, a predicted model, not a curated record